AUGCCUUCCUUCACCAGCCUCCUUGCCGCCGUUGCGGCUCUCGCCCCUCUCGGCGCCUUCGCCGCCCCGGCUCCCAUCCCUGAGCCCGAGAACUGGGAUGUCUCGAUCAGCAGCGAGAUCAAGGCCUUCAUCUCUAACCCCACGGCCAAGAACAUCAUCGCCAACCGGUAUAUUGUCGCCUACAACACCUCCUUCACUGAGGACGAGAUCUCUGCCACCGAGUUCUCCAUCAGCUCUGCGAUCCAGAAGCGCAACCUGGGCAAGCGUGCCCUUGACGGCCGCCAGAUGUCAGGCUUCAUGUCCUCCAUGAAGUUCGACAGCGGUGCCCGCUUCUCCGCCUUUGACGGUGACAACUCCAUGCUGGCCACCUUGGCCAAGGACAAGACCGUUGCCUACAUCGAGGCUGAUGCCCGUGUCCAGGCCGCCGCCUUCGUGACCGAGUCUGGUGCUACUACCGGCCUCGGCCGUAUCAGUGCCGCUCAGGCUGGCUCGACCGACUACGUCUUUGACGACAGUGCCGGCCAGGGCAUCACUGCCUACGUCGUCGACACUGGUGUCUUUGUGGACCACAACGAGUUUGAGGGCCGUGCCGUCAUGGCCUUCAACGCCAUCAACAAUGUCGACACUGAUGAGAAUGGCCACGGCAGCCACGUCUCCGGUACCAUCGCUGGCAAGACUUUUGGUGUCGCCAAGAAGGCCAACAUCAUCGGUGUCAAGGUUCUCGAUGCCCAAGGUGGCGGCUCCAACUCGGGUGUCCUUGAGGGUCUUCAGUUUGUCGCCGACGACGCUACCAAGAACGGACGCAGUGGCAAGGCCGUCAUGAACAUGUCGCUUGGCGGCCCUGCCUCGAGGGCGAUCAACGCCGCCGUCAAGGCCAUUGCCGCUGCUGGUGUCGUCCCCGUCGUCGCUGCUGGUAACGAGAACCAGGAUGCCGCCAACGUCAGCCCUGCCAGCUCCCCUGAUGCCAUCACUGUCGGUGCCAUCGACCAGACCAACGAUGCCAAGGCCAGCUUCAGCAACUUUGGUGCCGAUGUCGACAUCUUCGCCCCCGGUGUUGACGUCGAGAGUGUCGGUAUCACCGCCAAGGACGCCACUGACACUCUCAGCGGUACCUCUAUGGCCUCUCCUCACGUUGCCGGUCUUGCCGCUUACCUGAUGGCUCUUGAGGGUCUUACGGAUGUUGCCGGUGUCAAGGCGCGCAUGACCGAGCUUGCCACUGCCACUGGCGCCACCGUUAAGCGCAACACUCGCGGCACUACCAACCUGAUCGCCAACAACGGUGCCGCUGCCGGUGCUGCCGCUCCUGGUGCUGGUGCUGGCAACGGUACCGCGCCGGCCACUCCUGCCGCCCCUGCCACACCUGCUCCUGGCGCCGGUGCUGGCAACGGCACUGCGCCCGCGACUCCUGAUGCUGGUGCCGGUGCCGGUGCUGGAAGCGGCACGCCCAUCCCUGCGGGCCUUCCUGCUGCCACGGACGCCUUCUGGAAGACCGCCAUCGGCUCUGCCCUUGCUACCCUGAUGGGCAUCAACGUCUAA
Microdochium trichocladiopsis is the source of this 1536-nucleotide messenger RNA. Its product is annotated as peptidase S8/S53 domain-containing protein. Gene Ontology annotation, molecular function: serine-type endopeptidase activity. Bases 1 to 1536 code for a protein of 511 amino acids. The record is from RefSeq and is a predicted model, not a curated record. The transcript has 2 exons. Gene Ontology annotation, biological process: proteolysis. NCBI's taxonomy places the organism in Eukaryota, Fungi, Ascomycota, Sordariomycetes, Xylariales, Microdochiaceae.